This is a messenger RNA of Contarinia nasturtii (swede midge), 2616 nucleotides long. RefSeq names its product esterase B1-like. NCBI's taxonomy places the organism in Eukaryota, Metazoa, Arthropoda, Insecta, Diptera, Cecidomyiidae. The coding region runs from base 176 to 1963 and encodes 595 amino acids. The record is from RefSeq and is a predicted model, not a curated record. The transcript has 12 exons.
AAGAGAUAAUAUUAAACUUUCUUAGAGACAAAUGAAAUGAAAAAUAAUACAAACCAGUAUUCAUUAGAUAAAAGUGUUAAUUUGAUCUGCAAAUCCAUCAGUGGAAGUGAAAAGAUUGAGGUGGAAAUAUAUAGUUCAUUUCAUUGGCCAAUAAAUAUCAAUUUGUUCAUUGAGAAUGCUGCCAUUAAGCAUUUUUCUCUGGUUUGCCAUAACUGUGUCAAUAGUGAAUGGCCAAAAUUCGUACAAAACGAUAAAAACCCAAACAACCCUAAUUAGAGGUCAACUGGAGAAAACCAUUUGGCUAGAAACACCAUUUUAUUCCUUUAAGGGAAUACCAUACGCCCAAGCACCAAUUGGUAAACUUCGCUUCAAGGCACCCCAAUCAGUGGCAUCGUGGCCAAAACAGAUUGACGCAUUUGAAUAUGGUAAUAAAUGUGCCCAAAGAUUGAACAAAGGUGGUUUCCAAUUUUCUGCAGUAACGGAAGAUUGCCUCAAUUUGAACGUAUUUGUUCCAGCCAACGCAAAUGAAACAAAAAGGUUGCCAGUCCUACUCGUUCUUCCCGGUGGCCUAUUUGCAGGCGGAUCUGGUGAUGAUGCGCUUUAUGGUCCAGAUUUUGUCAUCGAAAAUGAAAUAAUCCUGGUAACGCUGAACUAUCGAGUUGGAAUAUUUGGUUUUAUGUCGUUGGGCUUACCCGAACAGUCGGGAAAUAUGGGAAUGAAAGAUCAACAAAUGGCCAUGAAAUGGAUUCAUGAAAAUAUUGGUGCUUUCGGCGGUGACAAUAACAAGAUUACUAUUAUCGGUUUUAUAUCAGGUGGAAAGGCUCUUGGUUUGCAUUUACUCAACGAAAAUUCGUCAAAAUAUUUCAAUCAACAAAUAACUAUAAGUGCAACAGCAAACAAUAUCAAUACUUUGGAUGGUGAUCAUAGAUGUCUGAUUGAAUAUUUUUACGAAAAGCACAAUAACUCAAGCCGUCCAAGUGAUGAGCAAUUGAUUGAGUUCCUCGAAAAUGCAGAUGUUAAUGACAUUCUUGAUUUCAAUCAAGAAGCUGUUGGUGGUCCUGAUGGAGUAAUUACUGCUUGGAAUCCAGUCAUUGAAAAAUCAACUGCGAAACAGCCAUUUCUCCUUGAAGAUCCACUAACAAAAUUGAUGAAAACAAAAGAAGUCAACAAAUCCUCAUAUUUUACCUCCGCUCAAUAUGAACAACUGAGGUUUACCGAUCGCACAAAUGGUUAUUCAAAUCCAGAAGUUAUAGACGCAUUUUUGAAAGACUUUUACACCAAUUUGCCAAUUUUCGGAUACAAUGAAACACUUUUAAAAAAGCCUGACUAUCUUGACAAUGUAUGGAGAAAAAUCCGUAAAUUUUAUUUUGACAAUGCGACCAAUGAUCAUGACCGGUUCAUACAACGACUUCACUUGGACUCAGAUGUAAAAUAUGUGUAUUUCGUUGAAAAGUGGAUGGAGCAACUCGUUUCCGUCUCUACUAAAGAUACAUUUUACUCUCGAUUUUCACUUUCCACCAAACUGAAUCCACAUAAACUUUUGCAGGCAGGUGCUCAUGCUGACGAAUAUUGCUACUUAUUCCGGUGUCGUCAAUUUAACGAAUACUACCAACAAAUAAAUGCGAAUAAAGACAGUGACGAGAAUGCUUCGAUUGCCUUUAAAGCAUUGAAAAAUAUGCAAACACUGUUUUAUAAUUUUGUCAAAUACGGAAAUCCUAUACAUAAUGGUGAACCGAUUGAGCAAUUUAAACCGAUUGAACGCUCAAGUAAAGCGGACCAAUUUAAUUUUAUGGAUGUGAAAAAUGAUGGUUUAGCAGCAGGAAUAGGACCAAAUGCAAAUCGUGCCGAGUUUCUGGGUAACAUUGUUGAAGAAGUAAAGCAUUUGGUUGCAGAACAUGGAGAAACACCAGAAGAUACACAACUUCAGCAGAUAUGCGAAGCAGUCAAGCUUGGUAAAUGGUAGAGUUUAUCGAUGCUUCUAUCCGUAGUAUUCGAUAGUUAUAUUUGUUUCAUGUGCAAGAAGAAAUGAAUUAAAAUUUCAGCCAAAGUGCUAGAAUCCACUUAAGUCAAAUCAAUUGUUCAUUCUUAAGUUAAGUCAAUUAUCAGCACUCUUAAAUCAAAAUGAAUGGAUAUGAUUCAAAUUGAAUAUUUUCCAAUUCUAUUUUACGUUCAGUAAUAUUGUAAUCGGAAAAUUAUCGUUUAAUGAUCUUUUGUUGUUUAGAUAAACUAAAAGGUAUUUUGUGGUAAAUAACAUUCCUUUGUUUUUGUUUAAGUGUUGAAGCGUUGAAUGAAUAUAGCAAAGUAUUUUUGUUUUAUUAAAUAUUUGAAAGGUUUUCUUCUUUUUUCUUAAGAUCUUGUUCUAUGUACAAAAUUAUACAAGUUUAAAUAAUAUUUGGAUUGAAUAUUGGGGAAAAUAUAGAGGGUAUCUCAUCUGAUAUAUAUGAUCGGAGAGAUGGCUGGGAAUUUCGCAAAACCAAAUAGAUUUGUCUGAACAUUUCAUUAAAAUUGAUUGCCCCACCCGUACAAUUAUCGAAAUUCAAAUUUUAUUACACAAAUCAACGUGUCAAGUGAAGGUACCCAAAAUUCUUAAUUAAAAAACUGCAUUUUGACUAUUUA